Halichondria panicea is the source of this 2193-nucleotide messenger RNA. RefSeq names its product ADP-ribosylation factor-binding protein GGA1-like. The transcript has 14 exons. Gene Ontology annotation, biological process: protein localization to cell surface; intracellular protein transport; Golgi to plasma membrane transport. Gene Ontology annotation, cellular component: trans-Golgi network. The record is from RefSeq and is a predicted model, not a curated record. Gene Ontology annotation, molecular function: small GTPase binding; phosphatidylinositol binding; ubiquitin binding. NCBI's taxonomy places the organism in Eukaryota, Metazoa, Porifera, Demospongiae, Suberitida, Halichondriidae. The coding region runs from base 115 to 2061 and encodes 648 amino acids.
AGUUCCCCUACACAUUCUAUUUAGAACGCACUCUGUCACGUGACAUCCUCUACAGAUAAAAGUCUUCAUUUAUAUCUGAGCUUUCUACAGGACACACAGGCAUCUAUCCUAACAAUGGACGACUCUCUGCAGUCUCUAAUAGACAAAGCGACCAACCCUCGGAACAAGUAUGAGGACUGGGAGUUCAUCAUGUCCUUCUGUGACAAGGUCAACAUAGAACUUCAGGGCCCCCAGGUGGCGCUACAGCUGAUUGUACCCAAGAUGAGAGACACCAAUGAGAAGGUGGCUCUUCUCACUCUGACCCUGCUGGAGGCUUGUGUCAAGAACUGUGGCCAGAGGUUUCAUCAGGAGAUGGGCAAGUUCCGGUUCCUCAACGAGCUCAUACGAAUGAUCUCCCCUAAGUACCUUGGUGAUGUGACAGCACCUAUGAUCAAGGACAAGAUAAAGGGCCUCAUCUUCAGCUGGAAACUGGGGCUCCCCAACGAGCCAAAGAUUCACGAAGCAUACGAAAUGCUUAAGAGAGAAGGUUUGGUAUUCGACGAGUCUGUUGGCCUGGACCCCACCCUGGAGCAGGCCCAGGCCAAACCCAAGAUCUCACUCAGGGAGGACCCUAAACAAGCUCAGAUGCUCCAGAAACUGCUCGCCAGCCGGAACCCUGAUGAUCUACGAGCGGCUAACCGUCUGAUUCGUGAUAUGGUACGAAGAGACGACAAGAGGAUGCAGAGGCUACAGAAGAGACUGGAGGAGUUGGAGCUGAUCCAGAACAACAUCAAACUACUCACUGAGCUAUUGGCGCACUACUCCUCUCAGUCAGGGGAGCACGAGAAGUCUCUCAUUAAGGAGUUGUACCGUUCUCUAGACAAAAUGCGGCCUAACCUGAUGCGUAUGGCCAGCGACCUCAAGAACAACGAGGAAGGAAUGGCCGACAUAUUAGCUGCCAAUGAGGGCCUGCUCAGAGUAACAGACACUUACAAACGAAUCUUUGAAUCAUCUGAUCAGGCUGCUACAAAUGGUAUGACUGAGACGGCGUCAGGUGCCACAAGUGCCCCGGCCCCGAGCACUGAAGGGGUGAAUUCAACGGCCAGCGGAGGAGUUAAUUCAACAUCAGGAGCUGGAGAUUCGGGUGGUGAUGUACUGAUUGAUCUGGCGGGAUUAGACUUUGGACCACCCCCCACUCCUGUCAUAGGGGGAGCGACCCAGGACGCCAACUUGAGCUCACUUAUUGACGACUUUGGACUUUUAGACCUUCCUCCCAUUGGAACAUCUCAGGCAUUGCCUAGCAACCCACCAUCGCGGCCCAACCCCGCUCCCAUGCCUAAUCUCACAGGACCAGGUAAUUCUUACUCUUCAUCGCAGCCUUCACUUUUAGGGUCCUUUGCUCCACCCACUUUUGCCCCGGCAUCUCAAACCACACCCAUUGUCCCUCUAUUGAACCCUCCUCCUGGCGGGUUUCCGCCAGGCCUCACAUCCUUCCCACCAACGUUUACCUCACAAGCUACGCCCCCACAACAGAGGAUACCGCCCACACAACCGACCCCCCCACAGCUGAGGGCACCUACACAGCCGGUGCAGGCCACGCCUCCUCAAUCAACCUCCGACCCGUUUGCUGGCCUCGGUCUAUUGUCUACACCUGUGGACCCACUGGCUGUGCUGGAUAACACUUUUGUGCCUAUGGAGACUAUUCAGACUGGAACCCUGCCCCCACUGCAAAUUCUGAACAAAGACAACAUGAAUGUUUCCUUCCAUUUCGCCAAAAACUCUCCCUCGCCAGGUGUUUCAGUGAUUAUCAUAUCUGUGCUGAGCACAAGCCCGUUUCCCCUUUCCAACUUCCAGUUCCAAGCUGCAGUGCCUAAGGUAAUGCGUGUGAAGCUACAGCCUCCCUCAGGCACUAGUCUGAAUGCAUUCAACCCUAUCCAACCCCCGAGUACUAUCUCUCAGAUCAUGCUCCUUGCCAACCCCAGCAAGGUGAAGGUGCGUAUGAAGUUCCGUGUGAGUUACAACAGGGGAGGACAAGAGGUGGUAGAGAUGGGGGACAUCACUGACUUUCCUGAUAACUCUUGAACUGUAGGUACAUUUCAUGGAUUUUUAUUAGUCUUGUUUGAGCGUCUUGUUUGUGGCUUCAAUAUUCCUUUUAGGCAUAAUAUUAUGUUGUUUAGUUUUUGUUAAUCUAACAAUAAGGUUGAUGAUGUGUCA